Messenger RNA from Aspergillus fumigatus Af293, 1077 nucleotides. RefSeq names its product beta-lactamase family protein. Lineage: Eukaryota; Fungi; Ascomycota; Eurotiomycetes; Eurotiales; Aspergillaceae. Bases 1 to 1077 code for a protein of 358 amino acids. The record is from RefSeq and is a predicted model, not a curated record. The transcript is spliced from 3 exons.
AUGACUUCUCUCUCUCCACAAGCGGUAACUGCCCUCAAAGCGCGGGUAGACGCAGCCUGCGCGGACCAGCACAAGGGUAUCCCCGGUGCGGUAGUGGUAGUCGUCGGCAAGGAUGGCAAGGAGCAUUUUGCGCAUGCGAGUGGGAAGCGCGGGUACGGCUCUGAAGAAGCAAUGACGCUGGACAGCGUCUUCUGGAUUGCAUCGUGCACGAAGAUGAUUACGGGAAUUGCGUGUCUGCAGCUUGUUGAACGGGGGCGAUUGAGCCUGGACGAUUCGGACCAAGUUGAGACGAUAUGCCCCGAGCUGAAAGAGGUGAAGGUGUUGCAGGACGAUGGGACUUUGGUAGAGAAGCGGAGGGGAAUUACCUUGAGGAUGUUGUUGAACCAUACCGGGGUCAUGGUCGAGCGUGUCACCGGGCAGUCAUUGAACGAGUACUUCCACUGCAACAUCUUCGAGCCCCUGGGGCUGAAUAACAUCUCGAUGUUUCCGUCGGCGUCAAUGAAGGAGAAGUUGGCAUACAUGAAUCAAAGAGACGCGCAUGGCCACCUCUCCAGCCGAGACCACCUGCUUCGGCGGCCGCUGAUCGUGCAGACCGCUGCGGAUCGCAAGAGCUGCUUCAACAGCGGUGGAGCGGGCUGUUUCGCUCAACCACAAGAGUACUGUCAAAUCCUUGCUACACUGCUAAACAACGGCACCUCACCCAUCACCGGCAAGCGAAUCCUCGAGACAACCACAGUCGACGAGAUGUUCCGCAAUCAGAUCCCCAACCUCCCCAAUUUUGCCGCACAAGGCAUCCCUCCUUCGAAGCCUGACCUCACCAAUGAAAUAGCUCAUCUGUACCCAUCGCCGACACCUCAGGGGUGGGGCCUCACCUUUAUGCUGACGGGAGGGUCCACUGGACGGUCUGAAGGGACGGCGCACUGGGCAGGACUUGCGAACCUCUGGUGGUGGUGCGAUAGGGAGAAAGGGGUCGCAGGGAUGAUUUGUACUCAACUCUUGCCCUUUGCUGAUCCCCAAGUUUGGAGCCUUUGGCUGGAUGUGGAGUCUGCCGUCUACCGUGGCCUGGCUCAGGAUUAG